AGGGAGAGGUCAUAGACUUGACCGGAAAGACGGGAGACAAGGUGAAGAAGGGAAUAAAAAACCUGCACGAACGGGUGCACGGGGUCAAUAAUAAGAUAAAAAAAGUAGAGAAUGCACUAUUGGUAAUGCAGGCGCAAGUUUCCCGCCCCACCCUCCCGCCCCAAGAGGCCGUAGUAUCGGCAGCAGUAGCCAACCGAGGAUACGGUAGGAAGGAUCCGGCAAAUGAGCAGUGCUGAUAUUGCACGAUGAUCGGUCACUUUGUGCGGACCUGCCCAAAACUCAACCACGAUAUUAUGCGACAGAGAUGCAACAGGUCCCUUAAAGGCGAAAUUUUCGGACCCUAGGGGGAGCGAAUAAACUGAAAUUCGCUAGGUGGGAUGCGGCGUGCCGUCAUCAUCCUGAAUAACCUGGAUAUAGCCGCCGUAGAAGCCGAGCUCGUAGCCGACAUUGUUUGGGAUCAGCCGCGGGGUCGCGGACCACAAGUCAAUUUCAUCCUAGAGAGUAAUGGGCAGGAUAGGGUGAACAUCACCACCCGGCGAGCAGGGGCGGAAAGAAAACUUAUUCGAGAUAUGGUAAUGGAGGAGGUUGCGGGAACCAGCGCAAAUCAAGGCGAGCCCGAGACCGGGGAGCUGGAAAAAGUCUACGGGAAAACAAGGGAGGAAGAGUCGAUAGACAAAACCACAGCGGCAAAGAAGAAGUUCAAGUACCAAAUCCCGAUCUUGACCAUGCCAGAAAUCGACGACACCCUGAGCAAAUUGCGAGUUAAGGCAGGAAUCAGAGAGUCGAUCUGGUCAUUUCAGCGGAUGAAUGUGAUGGAAGAAAUGGACCAUGACAUAAUCCUCGAGAGACCAUGGUGUGCCGACGUAGAAAUGAUAGGCAUGCACCUGCACGAUGGCACGUACAUGGUAGACAUAGAGGAUCCCGUAACCGGCGGGGGAGAGCUCCUCCGACUCCUUGGGACCGGAGGGGACCCUCCGAAGGGGAAAUUGGCAACUUGGUCACCAACAUUCGAAGAUAGUGCGCGAAAAGGAGCAUUUGCCCGGAUGAAAGGUAUGAGAGAAAGAGUGGAAAUCAUGAUAGAAGAGGCCUUUAGCAAAAAGGAAUGGAUCAAGAUGGGCCUACCUCUGAAGAAAAGGAGGCAAGAAUAUGAGAUUCUAGGGGUCAUGGUGGCAGAAAAGGAGCCGAAAGUUGAACUCGGGGCCAGUCUGCCUAAACCGAAGGAGUGUCGGAAGGAAACGCCGGAAGUAACGCUCGAAGUUCCGAACCUGUUGCAACUUAUUACGGUUAUCAAGUACCACAAAGUAGGAGUGGACCCGGUAGCACUUGCCAAAUUCGAGGAUGAGGUCCGAAAGGGCUACUGUCUGAACGAGAAGAUAUUCGACUACAAUGUCGAGCAAAUUGUGGGGCUUCGGAACAGGGCAGACGGGCUAAGUCGGGUCUGCAUCACGCCGGAAGGAACAGAGGACGCGGAACCAAUCGACGCCUUCCUAGAAUACGAAGGAGGAACCCUCGUCAUAGAUAAUGAGAUGAUGAACCUCGCAUGCACACCAGGACAGUUGUUGAUUCAGACCCUGGAAAAAGGGGCGCCUGCCGUAGUUGCGGAACUUAGGGAAGGGUCAGUCACCAUGAUUAGACGAAAAGAUGAGAAGGAUUCGUGGGGGGCAACAGUGGGACUAAAAGAGGAGCUGAUGGCGAUGGCCGUUGAAGGAGGUCGGGACGCCGUGAUGUAUAUCUUGGAUGCAAGAGACAACCUUAGUGGUUACGUAGAGGCAGUGGCGCUUAAAAGAAAGACGGGGAAGGUAGCGGCCGACUGGGUAGAAGACUUCUACCUAAGGCACCCCUUCAUUCGAAGGUUCAUAGCGGAUAAUGGGACGGAAUUCGUAAACUACGAGGUGUUAAGCACGCUUAAGACGUUGUGCGUACCUAUCAAGAUCAUUGAGCCAUAUCAUCCUGAGGCCAACGCGCCUGUAGAAAGGGGGCACCGGAUGUUGAAAAACACAAUUGCUAAGCUAGCGGUAGAUGACCUCGGGAACUGGCCUCGGUACCUUAAGCAGGCGGUCUUCGCAGAGAACAUGGCGCCGAAAAGGACGACGAGAUGCAUUCCGACAGAACUCUGGUAUGGAAGGGAGAUUGAUUUCCCGAUGGAAGCAUUGGUAUCUACCUGGAACAGGCUAGACGACAAUUCGCACAUGUCUACAGAGGAACUAAUCACCGCGCGAUGCCAACAGGUCCUUAGAAAUGAGGAAGCCUUGCAAGAUGUUGUUAAGCGUGUGAUGGAUAGCCGAAUGAGGGACAAAGCAAGGUGGGACCAGGUCAAGAACAUCCGGAAGGAGUCGCUCCAGGUGGGGGAAAUGGUACUAGUUAGGAAUUCGGCAUUGGAAAGCACAUGGUCAGGACAACUGGGAAGGAGAUUCAAAGGCCCCUACCGGGUCGCUAAGCGGGUGGGGCUGAACACCUUUGAGCUUGAGGAUCUUGAUGGUACUGGGUUAAAAGGGUCAUUCCCGGGACAGAGGUUGGUCAAAUUUUUGAGCCGGGACCCGGUGAAGCAAUGGUUGCAGGAAGCUCAGGACAAGGAAGCAGGGGAAUUGACAACUUGAAAAGCACGCAGAUGGAUUGUAAUCUUGUACCGUCCCUCUACGGAAAUGAUAAUGAUUGUAGAGGUUGUUAUUGUUUGUGUCGU
This is a messenger RNA of Chara braunii, 2680 nucleotides long. The record is from the annotation of a GenBank genome assembly. NCBI's taxonomy places the organism in Eukaryota, Viridiplantae, Streptophyta, Charophyceae, Charales, Characeae.